AGAGCAGUUAUAAACUCGUUUCCAGGUAAGAGCUCGCCAAUUUCAGUCCAACAGCUUUAGCAGCAGAGAGUACGAGCCAAAGAGUUUUCAAAGUUCAUCGGCAAGGAAGUUGUGAAGAAGCCAGAAUCUGGGGAAGAGGACGAGCAUUGCAAUCAUUGACUUUGGCUCAUUUGCCUUGGGUAAAGCUGAACCCUCAGACAAUGAAAUGAAACGAUUAUCCACAGAGUUCAUGAGGGAAUUAAAUAAAAAUGGAUUUGUUUACCUCAAAAACACUGGGAUAAAAGAAGAGCAGGUGUUUAGGGCAAUAGACAUUUGCAGAAAGUUCUUUCUACUUCCUAAGGAGAUUAAGCAAAAAUAUGCCCAUUCAAAAGACACUGAAGUGCCACACCAUGGCUGGUAUGAUUUUGAGACAGAGAGUUUAAAUUCAGAAAAUCUCAAUGACCUGAAAGAAGCCUUUAAUUUAUCAGCGUUGACUUCAAAUGAUAGAUGGCCUAUCAAAGAGGUCCCUGAGUUUUCAAAUUGUUUGGAGUCAUUGUUCAGAACCUGUGAGGAACUAUCCACCCAAAUUUUGAAAGUUCUGGCGCUGAGCCUGGAUGUGGAGACUGAUUUCUUUGUCUGCAGGCACCAAGAGAUGGGCAAUAAAGCAAAUCCGACAACCUUGAGAGCUGCAUACUACCCACCAAUACAGAAAUACUCUCUGAAGGGAAAUCAGACACGAUGUGGAGAACAUUCUGAUUAUGGAACAUUCACUCUACUUUUUCAAGAUAAAAGUGGAGGAUUGGAGGUUAAGUCCAGGUCUGGCCAAUAUAUCACUGUUCCCUACAUUCCAAAUACAGUUCUUUUCAACAUCGCCAAUAUUCUGCAGAGGUGGACAUCUGACAGGUGGAUUUCCACAAAACAUCGAGUACCAAUUCCGCAGACUGAAGACGCAAUGAACAGGACCAGACAGUCCCUGGCUUUCUUUGUUCUUCCAGCUAAUGAUACAACAGUCGCAUGUUGUGAUGGACUGGACAAGUACCCACCGGUCACUUCUAUCCGGUACCUAAAGGAUAAACACAGUGAUAUGUUUUACUAGGAAUCCUAUCCUUCUAGUGCUUGAAUGGGAUAGUGACAAAUAGACAUCCAUGCAGCUUUUGAAAUUGCAGAAAAUUAAACAGUAUAGUUUCUUAUCAAAACAUUAAUGCAUGAAUUCUGCACAUUUUACUGGCAUAUUAGGACAAUAGUGUCCACAUGUACAGGGCUUAUCUCUUGUCAAACUUCUGAUUUAUUUAGUGUUUGGGUUCAGAAGAUGACGGACAUAUUCACCAGACCCAAUGACUUUCUGAAAUUUCCUGGUCACAACACACACUGCUUAGUAUUCCUCAACAAAAUUGCCAAAUUUUUCAGAGUUUACAGCAAGAUGACCUAAUGUUAUGGUCUAAACCAUCCAGUGUUCUUGUUACCAGCUUUCACAUCCACUGACAUCACUUAGCAAUGUACUAUUUUUUCAUUGAGCAAAUGCUCACUUAUCUGUUCUGACCCUAAAUAAUACCAGAGCUGUGAAAAGUCAGCAGGAUUUCAAAUCAAUCAUCAAGGAGAAGCCAGAAGCUUCAAGAGGGUUUCAAAUAUAUUUUAAAAAUAAACCAUUAUAGUCAGCUUCUGCCACCAUUUCUUUGUUUGCUCCAAAUUAUCACCAAAUUGGUUGGUGGUUCGUAGGGCCAUUAUUAUUUCAAUAGGAUAUUGUGUGGAUAUUCAAUCAUUAUGUGGAUAAUAUUCAUAAGAUUGACUUGGUGCAGCAUCACAGCAUGAGCCUGGCUUUUUGGUGACUGUUCAGUCGGAAAGUGGUUGACUUAUUGAAUGGCAAGAAAUUCAAUACAGUCGCAUUCUGUGACAGUCACUGGAUUGAACAAUCCUGAUCAAAAUAAUGGAAGAUCAAGAUAAAGUGAAGCAUUUUCAAAAAGUUAUAUUCAAACGUGCAAAAUUUUCCAAAUAUCUAGAAAUUUAUUUCCCUCUUUCUCAUAAAACCACAUGUAUUUGUACUGUUUGUUAGUACAUAAUUGAUUUAAAAUGUUGAAAUAGCUCACGUAGACUCACACUUAACCAUGUUUUUAUCACGUAGGACAGCAAAAGCAAAAGGCUUUGCAUUUAUAUACUAGAACAUAUCUUUUAUUCCAAGAACACAUCUGCCUUAAAGUCACUUGCAAUAUCAAAAACAAUUUACAGCACACAAAGCUCCCACAAACAAUUGUACGAGUAUCUAUUUUCAGUGAGGUUGAUUGAGGGAACAAUUCUGCUUUCUCUUUGAAAUAGAGCCUCUGAACCUCUUAGAGAUUCGAAAGGACUCAGGUUUCUUGUAUCAUUUGAAAGACCUUUGGCAAUAUCACACUCCCUCAGUGCCACACUGAGUCAUUGGAGUUUUGUGUUCUGUAAGUGUGAUGGGCUGUGAACACACACCUUCUGAUUAAGGAGUGUGUGCUGACAAAUGACCUAUGGCAGACACUGAUUGAAAGGACAGUGAUCACAGUGGCCAGGCAAAUUUUAAGCCCCAAGAUGCAAUGCAGUAGAUCGAUUUGUAUGUAACAAUAUGCAUACAGGGAAGUAAGGAUAUUGAAUAAAGUUGACAUUAUAUU
Mobula hypostoma (lesser devil ray) is the source of this 2609-nucleotide messenger RNA. RefSeq lists its product as uncharacterized. The transcript has 8 exons. Gene Ontology annotation, molecular function: 2-oxoglutarate-dependent dioxygenase activity. Bases 206 to 1075 code for a protein of 289 amino acids. The record is from RefSeq and is a predicted model, not a curated record. Lineage: Eukaryota; Metazoa; Chordata; Chondrichthyes; Myliobatiformes; Myliobatidae.